AGCCGACCACUGUCCGCUCCUGAAUAUAUCGAUGCAAAAGAGCGGUCGAGACGAUGCGAAACAAAGAUCCAUGCAUUCCAUCCAAUAUACACCAGCCACGGUGCCCUUUCCCGUGUCGUCUUUCAGAACAUGAAACCGUUGACAGCGCACCAGACUGAGUCCGAACCAGCUCUCCGUCAGUGCUCCGCGCAGGGUCAUGGCUUACACGCCAUUUCUGGCCCUGUCACUUCAAACCAUGCAACAUGUCCUAUGUGA
This is a messenger RNA of Penicillium arizonense, 255 nucleotides long. RefSeq lists its product as uncharacterized. NCBI's taxonomy places the organism in Eukaryota, Fungi, Ascomycota, Eurotiomycetes, Eurotiales, Aspergillaceae. The annotation marks the transcript as partial. The record is from RefSeq and is a predicted model, not a curated record. The transcript has 3 exons.